Manihot esculenta (cassava) is the source of this 2359-nucleotide messenger RNA. RefSeq names its product external alternative NAD(P)H-ubiquinone oxidoreductase B2, mitochondrial. The record is from RefSeq and is a predicted model, not a curated record. Bases 299 to 2050 code for a protein of 583 amino acids. Gene Ontology annotation, molecular function: calcium ion binding; NADH dehydrogenase activity. The transcript is spliced from 10 exons. Lineage: Eukaryota; Viridiplantae; Streptophyta; Magnoliopsida; Malpighiales; Euphorbiaceae.
AGAAGGCAGCCGCGAGGGGCGCCAUGUGCUGCGAUUUCCUUGCACUGCAAGUCAAUCGAAGGCAAAGCUGGAACCAUCGCGACAACGAGACUCACAGCCGUCACGUUCACUUUUCCAACCCCUCUCCAAUAUUUUCGGGCUCUCUCUCCCCACAAUUUUUCUUCUUCUCAACAUAACAAAAGCAAGCGCCUCUCUCUCGUUUUCUCUCUAUUUUAUAUAGCUUAAAACACGCUGUGUUUUCUGUUUAUCGCCUAGUUUAUCCAGAAACUUCUUGAAAUAGAUCUGAGUGUGAGCGAAAAUGGGAGGUUUACGCUUGUUUCAGAGGGCUUCUAAAUCCUUCCGUGACUAUCCUUUGCUCUCUAAAGUUCUUGUAGUCUGCGCCGUCAGUGGUGGGAGUCUUUUAGCUUAUGCUGAUGCAAACUCAUCCAGUGGUGUGCACGCUUUGGCUCCACCCGAGGAGGUGAGCAAGAAAAAGAAGGUUGUUGUAAUUGGAACUGGUUGGGCAGGAACAAGUUUUUUGAAGAAACUAAAUAACCCUUCAUAUGAUGUACAAGUGAUAUCGCCUCGUAACUACUUUGCUUUCACACCCCUGCUACCAAGUGUUACAUGUGGUACAGUGGAAGCUCGCAGCAUUGUUGAGCCUAUUCGUAACAUCGUCAGAAAGAAAAAUGUGGACAUUUGUUUCUGGGAAGCUGAAUGUUUCAAGAUUGAUGCAGAAAACAAGAAAGUUUAUUGUCGAUGUAAUCAAAAUUCAAAUAUGAAUGGAAAAGAAGAAUUUGUUGUAGACUAUGACUACCUUGUAAUAGCCAUGGGAGCUCGCCCAAAUACUUUCAACACACCUGGAGUGAUGGAGUAUUGCAAUUUCUUGAAGGAGGUUGAAGAUGCGCAGAAGAUCCGUAGGACUGUUAUUGACAACUUUGAAAAGGCCAGUCUACCAAAUUUAAGCAAUGAAGAGAGAAAGAGAAUUCUUCAUUUUGUGGUGGUUGGUGGUGGUCCAACUGGUGUAGAAUUUGCAGCAGAGCUUCAUGAUUUCGUCAAUGAGGACUUGGUCAAACUAUAUCCUGCAGCCAAAGAUUUUGUAAAGAUAACACUUCUUGAGGCAGCAGAUCAUAUUCUGAACAUGUUUGACAAAAGAAUCACAGAUUUUGCUGAAGAAAAGUUCAAAAGAGAUGGGAUUGAUGUGAAGUUAGGGUCAAUGGUUGUGAAGGUUUCUGAUAAAGAAAUUUCUACUAAAGUAAGGGGGAAUGGAGAAACUGCGUCCAUUCCUUAUGGAAUGGCUGUCUGGUCAACUGGUAUUGGAACUCAUCCUGUCAUAAGGGAUUUUAUGAAGCAAAUUGGUCAGACUAACAGGCGUGCUCUAGCAACUGAUGAGUGGCUCCGGGUUGAGGGAUGUAAUAACGUUUAUGCCCUUGGUGAUUGUGCAACAAUUAACCAGCGAAAAGUCAUGGAAGAUAUCUCAGCGAUAUUUAAGAAGGCAGAUAAGGAUGAUUCCGGAACUCUCACAGUAAAAGAAUUUCAAGAAGUUAUUGAUGACAUCUGUGAAAGAUAUCCCCAAGUGGAACUUUAUUUAAAGAACAAAAAAAUGCGCAAUAUUGUUGAUCUGCUGAAGGAAGCCAAAGGGGAUGUUGCAAAAGAAUCCAUUGAACUAAAUAUUGAGGAGUUCAAAACAGCUCUUUCUGAAGUGGAUUCUCAGAUGAAAAAUCUUCCAGCAACAGCGCAGGUUGCAUCUCAACAAGGUACAUACCUUGCCAAUUGCUUCAACCGCAUGGAGGAUGCAGAGAAAAAUCCAGAAGGCCCUCUCAGGUUUAGGGGAGAAGGUCGCCAUCGAUUUCGCCCCUUCAGGUACAAGCAUCUUGGGCAAUUUGCUCCACUGGGAGGAGAGCAAACGGCAGCACAACUUCCUGGUGAUUGGGUUUCAAUUGGACAUAGCAGUCAGUGGCUUUGGUAUUCUGUCUAUGCUAGUAAGCAAGUCAGCUGGCGUACAAGGGCAUUGGUGGUAUCUGACUGGACACGGCGCUUCAUCUUUGGAAGGGAUUCCAGUCGCAUUUGAGGUACAGCGAACACCAGGUUCUUGGGAUCGAAUGUUGGAGCACAUAGUGUUUCAUUCCACUCGGUACAAAUGAAAAAUUUUUUGCCUUUUUUCUGGCCUAGUCAAUUCUUUGAAACACAGAAAUGUGUGGCUUUUGUUAAUGCUCCGAAAGAAAGUGGCUGCAUUCGUUAUUGAUUUGUUGAAAAUUUUUGGGUACGAGCGAGUACCUCUUUUUGCUUAUAAGUUUUGCUUAAAUAAUGAGGUGAUUGAGGUUUUAUUGCACAAGCCCGGUCCUAUGCUAUAAUAUAUACAUUGAUUUUAUUGCUGCUA